UAUUAGAAUUUAGAUUUACCCACCAUCAUCAAUGAAUGAAUCGACGACUUUCUCUCUCAAAUAAUCUCCCAAACAGAUUCCCCUGAUUCCCUGAAUCCCCUUCUUCAUCAUCAUCAUCAUGUCCGUCUCUAUAGCCUACCAAGAACACCUCCCAUCGGUCCCCAAUUGGCUAAACAAUGGCGACAACGGAUGGCAACUCACCGCCGCCACUCUCGUCGGAAUGCAAAGCAUGCCCGGUUUAGUAAUCCUUUACGCCAGCAUAGUUAAGAAGAAAUGGGCUGUCAAUUCAGCUUUCAUGGCACUUUACGCCUUCGCCGCCGUCUUAAUCUGUUGGGUUUUAGUCGCCUUUCGUUUAGCUUUCGGCGAUCGACUUCUCCCCUUUUGGGGAAAAGGUGGACCGGCCCUUGACCAAAAGUUUCUGAUUCGUCGUGCCCGGGUCCCGGAAAGCGCCCACUAUCGCAGCGAUGGUUCGAUCGAAGCGAAGAUGAUCGAGCCGUUCUAUCCCAUGGCUACGUUGGUCUAUUUCCAGUUCAGUUUUGCGGCGCUGACGGUUAUCUUGCUGGCGGGUUCGGUUUUAGGGAGGAUGAACAUUAGGGCUUGGAUGGCUUUUGUUCCUCUUUGGUUGAUUUUCUCGUACACCGUCGGUGCUUUCAGCCUUUGGGGCGGUGGGUUUUUGUUUCAUUGGGGUGUUAUUGAUUACUCCGGUGGAUAUGUUAUUCAUCUCUCUUCUGGAAUCGCUGGUUUCACUGCUGCUUAUUGGGUCGGGCCACGGCAGAAGAGUGAUAGGGAAAGAUUCUCGCCGAAUAAUGUUCUAUUGAUGUUAGCCGGAGCAGGGUUACUCUGGAUGGGAUGGUCUGGUUUCAACGGCGGUGCGCCGUACGCGGCCAACAUAGAUGCUUCAAUUGCAGUUCUCAAUACCCAUUUAUGCGCCGCCACUAGCCUACUCGUGUGGACUUCUCUCGACGUCGCGUUCUUCAAAAAACCGUCGGUCAUCGGAGCUGUUCAGGGCAUGAUGACCGGACUUGUCUGCAUCACUCCGGGUGCAGGAGUUGUACAAUCAUGGGCAGCAAUUGUAAUGGGGAUACUAUCUGGUAGCAUUCCAUGGUUCACCAUGAUGAUCCUUCAUAAAAAGUCAGCUUUCCUCCAAAAGGUUGAUGAUACUCUAGGCGUAUUCCAUACUCAUGCAGUGGCUGGACUAUUAGGUGGUAUCUUAACCGGGCUUCUAGCCGAGCCUGUCCUAUGUAGACUCGUACUCCCCUUGAGUAGCUCAAGGGGAGCAUUCUACGGAGGGACAGGUGGAGUCCAACUCCUAAAGCAAAUCGUGGCAGCCUUAUUUGUGAUUGUAUGGAACAUUGUGGUGACGACGAUUAUCUUGCUUUCGAUAAAGUUAUUCAUUCCACUUAGGAUACCCGAAGAUCAACUCAUGAUUGGAGAUGAUGCGGUUCAUGGGGAAGAAGCUUAUGCUUUGUGGGGAGAUGGUGAAAGGUUUGUUCCGGCUAAUCAUGGUUUGGGAGGUUUUCAUGGAGGGGAUGUUUCACCUAAUGGUUUUAAUGGGGCUAGAGGAGUCACAAUUAAUUUGUAACUUUAGUAGGUUUUGUAUUCAAUUUAAUGUAAGUGGGGAUUCAUUUUUUUUUUAUGGUUGAAUAUAUUAAAUAAAUAGCAUAAAAGAGGGUUAAGGUCAAUU
Impatiens glandulifera is the source of this 1684-nucleotide messenger RNA. RefSeq names its product ammonium transporter 2-like. The transcript is spliced from 4 exons. Gene Ontology annotation, cellular component: plasma membrane. The coding region runs from base 119 to 1582 and encodes 487 amino acids. Gene Ontology annotation, biological process: ammonium transmembrane transport. Gene Ontology annotation, molecular function: ammonium channel activity. Lineage: Eukaryota; Viridiplantae; Streptophyta; Magnoliopsida; Ericales; Balsaminaceae. The record is from RefSeq and is a predicted model, not a curated record.